Molecule: messenger RNA, 1587 nt
Organism: Salmo salar (Atlantic salmon)
Lineage: Eukaryota; Metazoa; Chordata; Actinopteri; Salmoniformes; Salmonidae
Product: olfactory receptor 1500
Biological process (GO): G protein-coupled receptor signaling pathway
Cellular component (GO): membrane
Molecular function (GO): G protein-coupled receptor activity; olfactory receptor activity
Source: RefSeq, a predicted model, not a curated record
AUGUUUGAGGUAGAUGACAACUACACACGUGUGUCAGAGUUUGUGAUCGUUGGCUUCCCGGGGCUCCAUCCAUCCUUCUUCCACCUGGUGGCUUGGUUCUUCUUCUUCGUCUAUGUGACCACGGUGGUGGGGAACUUCCUGCUGGUGGUGCUGUUUGCCCUGGAGCGCAGCCUGCAGAAACCCAUGUACAUCAUCAUGCUCAGCCUGGCUCUGUCAGAUAUAGGUUUUGCCACAGUGGCCCUUCCCAAUCUGAUAGCUCGGUGGUGGUGGGACGACGGGAGGAUCUCAUUCCAUACCUGUAUGUUCCAGGAACAAAUGAUCCACUAUUUCGGAACGCUCAACUCUCUCAUUAUGAUGACCAUGGCUAUGGACCGGUACCUGGCUAUCUGUCACCCUCUCAGAUAUCCUAUGUUGAUGACCAACCGGACUAUGAGUGGUCUGACAGUCUUCUCCUGGAUAUCAGCCCAAGUGGCACCUGCCAUCGUCACCGUAGACUUCAGCAGGAAAGUGGCGUUCUGUGGUCCCAACCGUAUCCUUCAUGCCUACUGUGAUGCUAUAGCACUGACUAGGCUGUCCUGUUCCAACAUGGUGGUGAUCAAUAAUAGCUCCUAUGGGCUGGCCAUGUUUGUCCUCCUCGUCCCCUUCUCCCUUAUCAUCUUCUCCUACGUCAGCAUCAUCGUCACCGUGAUGCGCAUGGCCAACGCACAGGGCAGACGGAAAACCUUCUCUACCUGUGGUACUCAGGGAUGUCUGAUUAUUAUCUACUACAUCCCGCGCUUCAUAGUUUACUCCACGCCCUACAUGCCCAACCUGACAAUUACCCCUGACCUCCGCGUCGGACUCAGCCUCAUCUGUAGCCUGUUCCCUCCAGUGGCCAACCCGUUCAUCUACUGUUUCAGGACCAAGGAAAUCAGAACCAUCCUGGGACGCUGGAGAAAGGGCUGGGGGAACAGCCGGACAGAACCGCGUAAACCCAACACUGUGGCUGUUAUCACUAGAUGAGAUACCACACACUGGGGGUUAUAGGGUUAUAUAACAUGUUAUAACAUGAGUAGGAUAGCCAUCCUGGGGUGCUGGGGACAGGGCUGGAAGAACAACAUCCUGCCUGUCAUCACUAGAUGAGGGGUUAGGUUAUAACAUGUUAAUUCAGGGUUAUAACAUGUUAAUACAGGGUUAUAACAUGUUACGUUUUGAACAGACAACGCAACUCUGUAGCUGUUAUCACUAGAUGAGACUCACUCAGAUGUGGUUCUGUAUCAGUGUAAAAAAAAUAUAUAUCUGUUUCAUCUUUAAAAUAUGACUUAUGGCAUCGGCUUCUGACUGGUCUUAUUGCUCCGGCUUUGUUAGAUAUUACUAUUCUCAAUGGAUAUGACGGAGAUGACACUUGGCAUUCUGAAAAAAUAGCAUUUAUUUGUAUUUUAUAUAGUAUCAUAACAAAUAGUAAAUCUAAUUUUAAACAAGCCAGUUAAUUGUGCUGUCUGAUUAACUCUCAACCAGUAUGGAUAAUGUGUAAUAAACAGGGGAGUUGUAAUGCCGACGUAGGGAAUCAGGAAGCAGGUGCAGUUAACGAGUUUAAUAAUAACGAAC